UUAGCCAACAUUUGUUUCUAUUUGGAUGGUCAAUUUAGAUGAUCAAAGUGAACUCCAGCAUUCAAGGCAACCCAUCUCCAGCUUUCUGAUUAAAGGAUCGGUUCUUCCAUUCCAAACUGUAAUCCAUAACUCCGGAAAAGAUGAUGGAGAUGAUGGUAAGCACAAGAAUUUAUCCAUGUCAGCACCAUCGAGUCAGCAAUCCCUACACAAAGAAGAACAUGUUCAGAGGAACGAUUCAUUCUCAUCACCCUUGCUGGAUAAACAGUGUCGACGUUUUUCACUUGCUGAAAUUAGGUUGGCCACCAAUGAUUUUGAUGAUGCAUUUGUAAUCGGAAAGGGCGGGUUUGGGAAUGUAUACAAAGGUAGAGUUGACUUUGGGAAAAGAAUUGAUGUUGCCAUUAAGAGGUUGAAUCUUGAAUAUUCGAGUCAAGGGGCAACCGAGUUUCGGGCAGAGAUUGAGAUGCUUUCCAAGUUUCGCCAUAGUCACAUCGUGUCUCUACUAGGAUAUUAUGAAGGAUCUACGGAAAAAGAGAUGAUCCUUGUUUACGAAUACAUGCGGAAUGGGAGUCUUGGGGAUCAUUUGCACAAAAGAAAAGGUAAUGUAAGUAAUUCAUCUCAGCUGACAUGGAUCCAGAGACUCAAUAUUUGCAUAGAUGCUGCUCGUGGUUUGGACUACCUCCAUACAGGUACAGGUGUUGAAUCUAGAGUCAUACACCGUGACAUCAAGAGCUCAAACAUCUUGCUGGAUGAGAAUUUGGUAGCGAAAAUUUCUGACUUCGGGUUGUCCAGGAUUGGUCCAGCUAAGCUGGUGGGGACCACUAAUGUUUAUACCGAUCAGAUCAAAGGCACAUUUGGGUACAUGGAUGCCGAGUAUUUCACAACUCAGAGACUGACACGAAAGUCUGACGUGUAUGCAUUUGGUGUGGUGUUAUUGGAAGUGCUGUGUGGUAGACCUGCUCUGGAUUUUACAUUGGGUGAGGAGCAACACAGCCUAUCUGUAUGGGCGAAAAAGUGCAUCAGAAAAGGUAAGAUUGAUCGAAUCAUUGAUCCCUAUUUGAGGGGGAAAACGAGAGCUAAAUGUUUGAAGGACUUUGGGAAAAUUGCAUAUGAAUGUCUCCUUGCAUGUUCAAAGGAUCGACCUACAAUGACUAAGGUGUUAGCUAAGCUUGAGCUUGUGUUAUCGUGGACAUUGCAAAGUGAGAUGAGUUCUCGUGAUCAAAAAGACAUUGGAAAAUCUAUAUUUAUUGAGAAGGCAUGGUCAUUGUUCUUGAUUAAAGCUCCAAUAAAAGGUCGUGUGGGUGCUAGAAAGAAACUUGGGCAAAGCAUCAACAACAUUAAGAAAGGCAUGAUGAUGGAAAAGCAUGCCACCACGUUUGUUGAGGGUGGCGUUGCAACUGCUUCUCAGCAGGUGGUGCUACCUGGUAAAGAGACAAAGAUACCAGUCUUGAAGAUGUUCACGUUUUCUGAGCUUCGGAGUGCCACUAGGAAUUUUCGGCCUGACAUGCUGGUUGGGGAGGGUGGUUUUGGGAGGGUGUAUAAAGGGUGGUUGGACAGUGUGACUUUUGUCCCACGGAAGGCUGGUGUUGGGUUAGCUGUGGCCAUCAAGAGACUCAACCCUGAAAGUGGUCAAGGUUUCUCUGAGUGGCAGGAGUUUAAUGUGAAGCUCUCGGAUUUUGGACUAGCAAAGUUAGGUCCAGUCAAUGGAGAAUCUCAUGUGUCAACACGCAUUAUGGGCACCUACGGUUAUGCAGCUCCUGAGUACAUAGCCACCGGUCGUUUAUAUGUGAAGAGUGAUGUUUAUGGUUUUGGAGUGGUGAUGCUAGAGAUGAUUACCGGGUUAUUUGCAGUUGACAAAAGCCGGCCUAACUCACAACAUUUGGUGGAGUGGGCUAGACCUUCCUUAAACAGUAUCAAAAAACUACAGAAAAUCAUGGAUCCACGGUUGGAACAGUUUUAUCCAUCAAAAGGUGCAAUGGAAGUAGCGAAACUCAUCCUAAACUGUCUUGAGCCAGAUCCAGUGUGUCGGCCUUCAAUGGAGAAAGUGGCGGCAUGUUUAGAAGAGAUCAACACAAUCAAAUUAUAACCAAGGAAGUCAAGAGGCUAAGACAUGGUACUCGAGGAUCCCAACCAUGAACAAAAGGUUUGGUAAUCAUGGAGUGGAUCGAUCAAUUACCCAUCUGAAUAAUAUCAAUGGAAUUAUCAUCAAGGUUUUGCAAUUUAUGUUAAUUAGUGUGUAUCUUGUAGAUGCAUGCAUAUUCUAGAUGUAUUUUUAUUGCAUUUGUAACAUCAUUGUUAGGUCAUCUUAUGUGUAAUGUAGGCUCAUAUCCACUUGUAUUUUAUAUAUAUAUGUUUUCCGGUAAGAACUUGUCAAUCAUGAGAUUUUUUUUCA
This is a messenger RNA of Lactuca sativa (garden lettuce), 2389 nucleotides long. The record is from RefSeq and is a predicted model, not a curated record. Lineage: Eukaryota; Viridiplantae; Streptophyta; Magnoliopsida; Asterales; Asteraceae.